Amblyraja radiata (thorny skate) is the source of this 1926-nucleotide messenger RNA. RefSeq lists its product as uncharacterized. The record is from RefSeq and is a predicted model, not a curated record. Lineage: Eukaryota; Metazoa; Chordata; Chondrichthyes; Rajiformes; Rajidae. The coding region runs from base 155 to 1393 and encodes 412 amino acids. The transcript has 7 exons.
UGUACUGGAAAGCAGAAAAUACUACUCCCGUGUCCCCAAGCCCAGUGACCAUGCACCAGUCACCUUGGUGAUCAGAAAGGUUUGAUAAUUGUUGAUCUGGGACAUGAUCAAUAGUCACCUGAACAGACCUGAAUAAUGAAGUGAAUGUCGCAAAAUGGCUCCAAGGAGAAGGAAGGCGCAGCCUAAGAGCAAGACACAACCCACCCGGCAGGUGGAGACUGAGGGAUCCCAGGAGAUUGAUGUCCAGGAGGACGUGACCAUGGAGGUGGGUCGUGUCCACACCACCACCCCACCCCGGCCUGUCAAGUCCACAAGCACUGCUGCUGCUGCUACUGUUGCUGACCCAGACUCGGAUUAUGCUCAGGACACUGAUGCCUCAAGUGGGGUGAAGAAGGGCAGUGAAACCAAGACACCGCCGUAUGAAUUCAGCUUGGAUCAAGAGGAGGAGCUGGUAGAUUGGUAUCGGGCAAACCCUGAGUUAUACGAUCAAAAUUGCCAACAUUAUCACAACAAGCUGAAAAAGAAAACACUACUAGAGAACAAGGCGACGGAGUUCCCUGGCUGCACCUAUGCCCAACUGUGCCAAUGGUUCAAGAGCCAGAUAGCCACGUACGACAAGUUGUCACAGAUAGCGAGCUGGUCUGGAUCUGGUGACACAUACGUGACCCAGAGGAAGCAAUGGAUAAUGGAUAAAUGGUUUGACGAGAUCAGUUCACUUUCCGGUUUCUCUAGUGUGGAGGAUCUUGAUAGUCUUGAGGGAACGUCUGGAUCCACCCCCUCCAGCAGUCAACAGCAAAGCACGAGGAGCAGGACCACUGCAGGUUUUAUCCCAACUGCAGCUGAGGAAGAGGAGAGACAGGCAACUCAGCUGAAGCUGACCAAAGAGCUCGUGCAACAGGUAUUAGCAGCCAAGCAGUCUAUGACACAGCCCCAGACACCGCAUGAGAGGACUGUUGACAUCUUCUCAGCCUACUUAAGAACAGUGAUGCUGAAGAUCCCUGAAAACAUCUGGCACAGCUACACCACAGAUGCCUUGUCGAGGGCACUCAGCUUUGCUCAGCCGACUCCGCAGCAGAUGGAAUUCUUGAGUCAACCACACAUGGGACUGAUGGUACCACCACAUCAGCAGGCUUACCAGCAGUCACUGUUGGGACUACCGCAGAUGCCAUCCCGCCCCAUGGCCAGCUCACCCAGUUCGGCUGCACACCAACUAGCCACAACUUACACGCGCAGUGCCUGGCAGCCUGCAAGAAGUGACAUCUCCGCACUCAUAGUUGAAUUCCCAGAAUACACCAGCCUUAAUACACCCAUACUUACACCAGUGAUACCAGGCUGUACCACCAGAUCAGAGACCCUCACAGAUGUAUUGGACACAGAUCACCCAUCAGUGUAAUGUGUCCAUAAAUGAUGUAAAGUCCAUUAAAGCCCUGUCCCCCGGUACGAGUUCAUUCCAAGAGUUCUCCCCGAGUUUGCCCUGAUUCGAACUCGGAGAUUUACGGUAAUGGCCACUCGUCGGUACUCGGGGCUCUCGUGGACAUCUUUCAACAUGUUGAAAAAUCUUCACGAGUCUUCCCGUGCUUACCUGCCGUUAGCGAGUCUUCCCGAGUACCUGCCGUUAGCGUUAUGAGCCGCUAAGAGACGUCCCCGAGCUCCGACGUACCCGCUACAUUCAUUCUUCGUGCUUACCACGAGUUUGAUUUUUUUUUUAACUCGGGAGAGCUCUUGAAUUACCUCGUACAGUGGGACAGGGCUGAAAAAAAGAACAUCUAAAAUGAUGUUAUGGUUCUUCAUAGAUUUAGUAUAGAAAAUUUCAAUUCAAGUGUGAUUAUUAUAUUUCUGUAUGCACUACAAUGUCCUGUUAGUAACUGUGUUGUUAAAAAAAUGUUUAAUAUCAAUAUCAAUAAAGCAAAUACUUGACAUUUUUAU